UAUUAUCAACAAAACUGAAGCAGUUGUAACUGGCACUCGUCUAGCAUAUAUUACAGAGUUUUUUUUAGUUAUAAUUUAUAAAUAAUAAAUAUUAAUUGUAUUAAUCGUGAGCACUGGGCACAGCAUUAUAGUGCGUAUUGCAUAGCCCAGCAUACAAUUGUCACCGUGUUAAUUUUACUGCGCGUUGCUGUACUGCAGUUGUCUAAAGAUAACAAUUUGUUGUGUAUUAAAUGUUAUUUUCAAGUCGAUUGUCAACCAUGCAGCGUAAUAGUGCAAAAAGCAUAAUAUUUUAUAAUGGGCCAACUGAUAAAUCCUCUUGUGGUUAUUGUAAGAAAGACAAAUCUAGCUGUAGCAAUGGAUUGUGGGCUUCUAGUCUUACAGUAGAAGCAUACCAAGAUAUGAUUGAUCGUGGGUGGCGACGUGCUGGCAAGUAUUGUUACAAAUCAAUCAUGGAUAAAACGUGUUGUCCACUUUACACUAUCAGAUGUGAAGCUUUGAAGUUUGAGAUGUCAAAGUCACAGAAAAAAGUUAUAAGAAGAGUAACUACAUUUUUAAAAAAUGGAGAAUGUGAAAAAAAUCCAGUUCAUACUGAACAAGCUGAAAGAGAACCCUUUAUGAAAUGUGAAGUAGAAAAUAUACAAAAUCAUGAUGAUAAAAUGAAAAUUAUGAAUACAGAUUAUUUACUUAAUGAAGAACAAAGUACUUCUGAUAUUGGUUCAAGUAACGAUACUUUGGAAAUUAUAAAUGAAGAAGUUAGCAAAAUGGAUGUACCUCUUAAUUUAAAUUGUAACUCUGAAGCUCAGAAAGUACCUAAAAAAGUUAAACCUGGUAAAGGAGCUGAUCCAAAUUUGCCAAGUUCAAAAAAAAAAAAGUUUUUACGCAUUCAAAAAAAAUUAGCUAAAGAUCCAAAUUUUGUAUAUACAAUUUCACCCCCUGAAAUAAAACUUUUAGAAGAGUAUAUUGCUGAGAAUGAUUCAGUAUGUACUGGUGAAGAUAAAAAAUUAAGAGUGACCUUGGUCAAGACCGGCACAGAAGCAUUUUCCCAAACUUUCAUUGCUGGAGCUACUUUAUUUGCCAAGUAUCAAAUAACUGUGCACAAUGACACACCAGAUGACUGUAAUACGGAGCAAUACUUAUCAUUUCUUGUUGAUUCACCUUUGAAGGAAGAAAAAUCAAAUCAUCCUCAUCAUCCUGGAUAUGGCUCAUUUCAUCAACAAUACUGGCUUGGUGAUAAAUUAAUAGCUGUAGGAGUAAUAGAUAUUUUACCAAAGUGUGUAUCAUCUGUAUAUUUAUUUUAUGACCCAGAUUAUCAUCACAUGGUGUUAGGAACUUAUAGUUCCUUAAGGGAAAUACAUUUAGUGAGAGAAUUGCACAAAAUGUCACCCAAUUUGAAGUACUAUUACAUGGGCUUUUAUAUACAUUCUUGCCCAAAAAUGCGCUACAAGGCAAAAAUUCGCCCAUCUUAUCUAUUAUGCCCACAAAAAUACACAUGGCAUGCAAUUGAAAAAUGCAUUCCGAAACUCGAUAAUAAAAGUUAUUCAAUAUUUGAUGAGUCUGAUGACACUGAAGAUAAUGAUAAUUUCACAAUAGAUCACAUUCUAGUACUAUAUCGUGGUGCAUUGAUGCCUUAUUCAACAUACAAAAUAAUUGGCCAUAAUCAAGAUGAACAGAUUAAAGAAUAUAAAAUAUUAAUUGGACCUAAACUGGUACGGAAAUUAAUUUACUGCAUUAUGGAUUAAUUAUAAUAGUUGCUGUAUAUAACACAUUGAUCUGGAAUUUUAACAACUUAUUAAUAUUGAUUGUAUCAAAAUAUAUAUUGUAUUUAAUUUUUAAUAUCUUUAUUUUAAAACUAACAUUUAUAUAUAUUAUAUACAUAGAAUUACCAAUCAUGCAAAUGAGUAUAAUUAUUUGAAACCAUAAGUUUCUUUAUAUUUUGUUUAUCUUGUUUGUUAAUUUGGUAAACGUAUGUUUUAUAACUGCUCGAGUUUCUGAAGAUAAUAUUUGAGAAAACGUAUAAAAUACAAUCAAGUACCUAAAUAAAUAAUGAGUAUAGAAAGUUUUUAUUAGAAGCUUCUAUACUCUAAACAUUAGUUAGCAAAUAUGAUUAUUAGGGCCCGGAUUUACAUGCAUUUGUAAGUUUUUUUCAAGUAUUUCAAAAAGUAGCUAGAUAAGUUACAAGUUGAAUUAUUUUUAUUUUUAAUUAUUGUUCAAGAAGAUAAUGGGCCCCACUGAACAUGUUCGUGUGGGGGCCCAUGAGUUCACAAUUUGAAAUAUAAAUUUAUUAAAUAGUUCAUAUAAAUUAAAUAAUUACAAUUUGCAUAUAACUAUAAUAUAAAUAAUAUGUUUUCUUCUCUUUGCUUAUAUAAUACAAUAUUAUGUAAAAAAUUAUGUAGUUAAAUAAUACAAUAUAAUAUGGUAAUAUAAAACAAAAAUUAACAAUAAUUACCAAAAUCAUACUACUAAUAUGAUAAAUAAUGAAUUAAUCCUAUACGUUUGUUAAGAGUCUUUCUAUAUUUUGUUCUUGUAAUAGCCAAAGUGUAAUUUGGUUUGUAGAGCAUAUAAAUCUGGGCAUUAAUGAUCACUUAUCGUUAAAGUCUGAAUUUAUAUGCAUUAAAAAGUAUCAAAAUAUGCCAUAUAAUAUGCAGUAAAAGUCAUUAAAAUAUGCAACAAAUAUGCAGUAAAAAUCAUUAAUGUAUACAACAAAUAUGUAUUUAUAAAAUUUAUAUUUAAAAAUUCAAAGUUGUAAUAAGUAUGAAAACAAUAUAUGAUAAUAAAAUAUAAUGAAAUAUAAAUUUAUAAAUAAGAACACGUAUUAAUAAAUACAUUAAUAUUACUGUUUAAAAAUAAAAUAAAAUGUACAACUCAAAAUGUGCUUUAUUCUUUAAAGUUAAAAUUAAUUAUUAAAUGAUAUUCAAGUUUUUCUUCGGUAAAAUUAGUCUAUCUGUUAAUAAAUGCUUGUUUAUCGAAAAUGAUCAUUCACAAUCAACUGAAGUUAUUGGAGCAAAUUUAAAAGAGCUUAAAUAAUUGGGUCUUGAUGGUUAUUAGAACUAUACAUAACAACUAUAGGUAUUAUAAAAUUAAAUAUAUUACAUCGAUAAUGAUGAUAUAACAAUUAGAUUGCAGCAGAUUAACUAUUUCUUUUAAUACGAUGGCGUUCCCUCAACUAUUUCUAAUGUAUAUAAAAUAUUUUACAUAUAAUUCGUAUUUUAAAUUAAGAUGUUAAAAUUGUGUUGCCAAUACCACAUUCUAGCGACCAAAUUUUUUUUGCGACAGCGCAUUCAUUGAAAUAUGUAACAAAUAUGCAUUUACUGUCAAAUAUGCAAAAAUAUGCAAAAUAAAAAUUUAACUAUGAAUUUCAAUUAGUAUGAUUCGUGAAGAUUAUUAACAAAAAUAUAAAAAAGCGAAAAGGAAAAAAUAUGCAAAAACAUACAAAUCCAGGCUCUACUUAUCAUAUACAUUAUAUUAUUUAUAUUGUUUGUGUUGUGAUAUUACCUGCACAAAAAUAUAUUAUAUAAUAAAUUGUAAUUACAACAUAUAUUGUCCAAUUAUCUUUAAACAUUAUUUUAUUAAUUGUAUGGAUUAAACUUAAAUUUAAUGUAAUAAUUUUGAUUAAGUUUAUUAGUAUUAAUAUUGUGCCAGCCAGUAUAUUAAGUAUUUGAGUACAUUUUAAAUACUAUUUUAUUAUAUUGAAAAUACUUUCAAUUAAAUAUAUUUUUCUGACUCAAUUAUAAAUAUUUAGAAUUGUAUAAUAUUAUUAACAUUAUGUUACUAAAAAACAACUACCACCAAAACCAAGAUUUUUUUUUAUAUAAAUAAUAUAAUAUAGGUUAAGGGCUAGUUAUACAAAUGAGUUUUGGCCUUUCUGUAAACACAGACUUCUAUACUAACUAGAUAAGAAACUCGUAUAUUAUUUAUAUUAUUAACAUUGAAGCUCGCGUAUCAGUUUCUGCCAUUUUAUCGAUUGGCAAAACAUUACAUUUCCUACACAAUAUGUAUUAGGAAUAACAUCGUUUUUAAUGGUAAAAUAUAGAAAUAAAUGAAAAAUGAUUUCUAUAAAAUAUUCUUAAUUUUUUUUAAAUAACAGGUUUAGACAUCAUAAAAUACAAUACAACAUAAUUAAUAUUUACCAUUUAAAAUACCAUAUAAUGCCAACCGAAAAACCUGGCUUCAAUUGAUAGCAGGAGUUCGCUAUCUAGUUCUUUAUAGAAAUCUGUGUCUGUAAACAGUAGUGUAUCUGUGAAGUGAGUCAUGUUAGCAUUACAAACUUUAACAAAAAUAAAUAAUAAGGCAGGCAAUAUUUUUGAAAAAAAAACUAAUGUUUUUUAAGUGUAAUAAACCUUUAUAGCUAUAAAUUAAUAUAUUACAAUUUAAAAAAUUUUCAUCAAUAAAAUGAAUUUUGAUUCUUUUUAA
Messenger RNA from Aphis gossypii (cotton aphid), 4410 nucleotides. It is a transcript of the gene Ate1, whose product is annotated as arginyl-tRNA--protein transferase 1. The transcript is spliced from 11 exons. Gene Ontology annotation, cellular component: cytoplasm. NCBI's taxonomy places the organism in Eukaryota, Metazoa, Arthropoda, Insecta, Hemiptera, Aphididae. The record is from RefSeq and is a predicted model, not a curated record. The coding region runs from base 231 to 1739 and encodes 502 amino acids. Gene Ontology annotation, biological process: protein arginylation. Gene Ontology annotation, molecular function: arginyl-tRNA--protein transferase activity.